Mya arenaria is the source of this 2026-nucleotide messenger RNA. Its product is annotated as macrophage mannose receptor 1-like. The coding region runs from base 62 to 1399 and encodes 445 amino acids. Lineage: Eukaryota; Metazoa; Mollusca; Bivalvia; Myida; Myidae. The record is from RefSeq and is a predicted model, not a curated record. The transcript has 11 exons.
GGUGCAUUGACCACAUCAAGGGCACUUGGUUAUAUAUACGGCAGUGAACUACAUGUACUGAAUGGUGUUUAACGUAAACUCCGCUCGAUUGCUGGCAUGCUUGACUUUGCUGUCCCACUGGUCACCGGUCGUGUGGGCCCAGCCCUGCGAGGACCUGGACACCCAAGCGUGUGCUUUACUGGAGAAGUCGAAACCAGACCUCUGCCAGGACAACCUCCUCAGCCAAUCGGCCUGCAAAAGAUACUGUAACUUUUGUCCCCUCCAAUGCUAUAGCUGCGACUCAUUUAAUUGCAACACAACAGCAGCUUGCUACCCAGGAGAGAAAUGCCUAACACAUACCACAAUCUCUACCAUCGACGGCCAGAAAGAUAUCCUGACCAAAUGUUCUAGUCCUGAGGAAUGUGAUGGACGACUAGCGAGUGUUGUAAUUGGCCGACGGCAAAUUGGUAAACGGAAUAUGGCAGUGACAUGCUGCUCCUACGACCUAUGUAACGACCCAGCAGCCACAACUGGGUCAAUCAGACCAACCACUGGAUCCCAGUUGCACAACGCUAAUUGCCCAUCAGAUCAUAUCUUCGACAGAUUAACAUCGCUUUGUAUGAAAGUGAUGGACACAACCCAAGAAACGUUUGACCACGCCCAGUCCAUGUGCCAGGCCAUCGGAGACAACCUUGUUAUCAUAGACACGCACGAGAAAAACGUUUUCAUUGAAGAUAUCAUCAUGCAUACCUCUAAUGAACAAGUAUUAAUGCGGGGUUAUUGGAUCGGGGGAAGAAACCACAACGACACCGUCCCUAAACAGUUCGAAUGGAUGAACGGAACGCCCUUCCUGUACGCGAAUUGGGGUAGCGGUGACCCGGAUGGCAACCGAAAUGAGAGAUGCGUGGUGAUGCUGGGUCCGGACAUGUACAAGUGGUCUGACACGCAUUGCAGCAACAUGUUCCAUUACAUCUGUGAGCGCCAAAUACCUCUUACAGCGAAACAAAACGACAUGAGUGUGUCAACAACAACAGCUCCACCAACAACGUCGCAAAACACUCUGUCCGUUUGUGACACUUCCGGGGGAUUCAUGCUCCACGAAGAUGGGCAAACUCGACUAUGCAUCAAAUUACACAGUCAUUAUAUGGACUGGAGCCACGCCCGGAUGACGUGUACACAGCAGCGUAGUGACCUCCUUGUGGUGGAUACCAACACGAAACUCACAAAGGUCUUCAAUAAAACACGAGGUCAUGAAUACUGGGUUGGAGCGAGUGUGCCCAAUUUUACCUCUGACUACACGUGGGUGAAUGGACACCUGUUGACCCAAGGGUCGAGCUUGUGGGAGCCGGGGCAGCCGGGCGAACACCAGGAAGCGUGUGUCUUAAUUGAAGAUUUUACGCCAUUCUCGACUUUCCAAUAGACCAUAAUCCUUUGCGGCAUGGUGACUUCCGGUUUAUUUCCGGGUUAUGACUAAGUACAAUAACAGCGAUAAAUACGGACAAAUUAUCAUUGCAGAUAUGAUUCAAAUAUGCUGAUGUUACCUUCUGAGAUCAUUACUUUCAAUGAAGAACAUCACUACAAUUGGUUGGGCUGCUAGAUUGGUAGCAACGUGAUGAACAGCUAGUACCUGACAUGCUAUUGUUGGUUUUGGCAUCUAUUGCUUACUGGGCCGCUAUAUUGGAUGGACCAUACGUGUUGGUUGAACAAUUAUAAAUGGUUGGACUGGAAGUGUUGGUUGGACCACCAGUGUUGUUUGGACUGCUUGUUGGACAGAAUGUGUGAUAGACAACUAGUGUUAUUUGAAACACUGUUGGGUCAUAUUGGUUUGAUUCCCACUGCUAGUACUUGUUGGAUCUCUUUUGUUGGUUGAACUGUUGUUUUUUGACUGUUAUUAUUGAUAUUCAUACAUGUAUAAUAUGUUAAGUGCUUAGUAUUCAACACUUAUUAUUAUUAUUGUUAUCAUAAGAAAUAUUAUUAUUCAAAAAUCAUAUAAAUAUAUAAAAUUAAAUAUUUUUUUAUGUCCUUGUACUUUAGUUAUGUUUUACAU